Messenger RNA from Trichomycterus rosablanca, 1802 nucleotides. RefSeq names its product beta-1,3-glucuronyltransferase 2 (glucuronosyltransferase S) (gene b3gat2). Bases 37 to 951 code for a protein of 304 amino acids. The transcript has 4 exons. Gene Ontology annotation, cellular component: Golgi membrane. Gene Ontology annotation, molecular function: galactosylgalactosylxylosylprotein 3-beta-glucuronosyltransferase activity. NCBI's taxonomy places the organism in Eukaryota, Metazoa, Chordata, Actinopteri, Siluriformes, Trichomycteridae. The record is from RefSeq and is a predicted model, not a curated record. Gene Ontology annotation, biological process: chondroitin sulfate proteoglycan biosynthetic process; carbohydrate metabolic process.
GUGAUCAAGCAUCUCCGCAGCAUCAACUUCAGCAGCAUGAAAUCCGUCUUCUUCAGCCGCUUUUUCAUCCUGCUUCCGUGGGUGCUGAUCGUCAUCAUCGUUAUCGAUAUCGACACGAAGAGAUCGACCGUGAGCAACACGGCGCACUCGUACCUGUCCCGGCUGGGCAGUGCAACUCGGCGGGACACAGCGCCACAGACGCGCAACCGCACCGCCGCGCCGCCGCUCAUCUACGCCAUCACUCCUACCUACAGCCGCGCUGUGCAGAAAGCCGAGCUCACCCGCCUGGCUAACACCUUCCGGCAGGUUCCGCACUUUCACUGGAUCGUAGUGGAGGAUUCGAGCACUCGUACCGAGCUGGUGACGCGCUUCUUGGCGCGCUGCCGCGUCCCGUACACGCACCUGCAUGUGUUCACUCCGCGCAGGUAUAAACGCAUCGGCAUGCCGCGCGCAACCGAGCAGAGGAACGCCGCGCUCAGCUGGCUCCGUGCGCACCGCACCACCGCCAACACCGGCGUGGUGUUCUUCGCUGAUGAUGAUAACACCUACAGCCUGGAGCUGUUCGAGGAGAUGCGAUCAACAAAAGGAGUAUCAGUGUGGCCGGUGGGACUUGUAGGGGGUCGCAGAUAUGAGCGACCCAUUGUAGAAAAUGGCAAAGUGGUGGGCUGGUACACAGGCUGGAAGGCAGACCGACCUUUUGCUAUUGACAUGGCAGGCUUUGCAGUGAACCUGCAAGUGAUCCUUGCCAACCCACGAGCCCUGUUCAAGAGGAGAGGAGCCAAGCCAGGCAUGCAGGAGUCGGACUUUCUCAAACAGAUAACCAAGCUGGAGGAGCUGGAGCCAAAAGCUCGCAACUGCACCCAGGUCCUGGUGUGGCACACCCGCACAGAGAAGGUCAACCUGGGGAAUGAACUCAAAAGGCACCAGGACUCUGUUCAGAUCGAGGUCUAGUGGACAGGACCGCUGUGGAAAAGCUCAGAACAUGUUGCACGUCGGCUGGACGAUGUACCCACCGUGCCCGACGCUGACUCAGUGUCAGCUGCUGAACUGUCAGCCUGUUGAUAAAUGCUAAAGCUCGGCGUGAACUCAGACGGUCGUCUUGUUUACAGCAGAACUCUGGAUUCGUCUUUCAUGCUGUGAAUGUUUUUUUCUUUCCUGCUACAUAACUUGAUUGUAAAACAUUCUACUUGAUAAGAUGAUCCUGCUACAUAGGGAGGACAAACUGGAAUAUAAAAAAAAACCACAAAAAAAACCAGCUGGAAAGUCCUAAAUGUGAACGGAAGGUGAUUUGUACCCAGACUGCUAAACAGGACAAAUCUGAAAAGCCAAAAAAGGAAGGAAUCAGAAAGAAGGAAGAGCAUCCACCUUGAUCAAGAUGAAUAGCUGCUCAGGAUCAGUGGAGGAACGUUCCAGUACGAAGCUGGAAGCAUCUGCACAAGUACCAGUCAUUGAAAUAAAGACACUUAGCUUAACAUGUACAUUCCAUGGACAUAUGUAACUGGGUCAACGACAUUAAAUGCUGUUAAAUCUAAUUAAUACAACAAAUAAAUGGAAUUGCGAGCUAACCGGGAAAUGACUGCACCAAUAUAGAACUGCGAUUUCAUUUUGAUCCACAAUGACCGAUGCUGAAAAUACAGAAAAGCAUGAUAAUCCAUGUACAGUAGAUGCUCUGGAAUCGUAAACCCACUGGUAACCUCACUGAGGUGCAGACAAACUGUGCGUUCACUGUCUUUAAGGGCACAGUGGUGCUAAUGAAUUUGGGGCAGCGUUAUACUUCGCAAAUUACAAUAUCUGCAGAUUUC